AUGGCAGAUAUCAACAAACUCAAUGUCGACAGCAUCAUACAACGGCUGUUGGAACUGAGAGCAUCCAAGCCAGGUAAAAUGCUCCAGCUGCUGGAAAAUGAGUUAAGAGGACUGUGCUUGAAAUCCCGCGAGAUCUUUCUCAGUCAACCUACCCUACUAGAACUUGAAGCACCACUCAAAAUAUGUGGUGACAUCCACGGGCAAUUCUAUGAUUUGCUUCGACUUUUUGAAUGCGGGGGCCUCCUGCCAGAAAGCAACUAUCUGUUUCUGGGGGACUACGUGGACAGAGGGAAGCAGUCACUGGAGACCAUCUGUCUCUUACUGGCCUACAAGAUCAAGUACCCUAAGAACUUUCUUCUCAGAGGCAACCACGAGUGUGCCAGCAUCAAUAGGAUUUAUGGGUUUUAUGAUGAAUAUAAAAGAAGAUACAACAUUAAACUAUGGAAGACUUUCACAGACUGUUUUAACUGCUUGCCAAUAGCAGCCAUCGUGGACGAGAAAAUAUUCUGCUGUCACGGGGGUUUAUCACCAAAUCUUCAAUCUAUGGAGCAGAUUCGGCGAAUUAUGCGACCAACUGAUGUGCCCGAUCAAGGUCUUCUUUGUGAUAUUUUGUGGUCUGACCCUGAUAAAGAUGUCUUAGGCUGGGGUGAAAAUGACAGAGGAGUGUCCUUCACAUUUGGUGCAGAAGUGGUUACAAAAUUUCUCGUUAAGCAUGAUUUGAACCUUAUUUGUAGAGCCCAUCAGGUGGUUGAAGAUGGAUAUGAGUUUUUUGCAGACAGGAAGUUGGUCACUCUGUUUUCUGCACCAAAUUACUGUGGAGAGUUUGACAAUGCAGGCACCAUGAUGAGUGUGGAUGAAACACUAAUAUGUUCCUUCAAGAUUUUAAAACCUGCAGAGAAAAAGAAGCUGAACGCCACAAGACCCGUCACACCACCCAGGGUAAACAUUAACAAACCAGAAAAGAAAUAG
This is a messenger RNA of Perognathus longimembris pacificus (Pacific pocket mouse), 969 nucleotides long. RefSeq names its product serine/threonine-protein phosphatase PP1-gamma catalytic subunit-like. Gene Ontology annotation, cellular component: nucleus; cytoplasm. Gene Ontology annotation, molecular function: protein serine/threonine phosphatase activity. The record is from RefSeq and is a predicted model, not a curated record. The transcript has a single exon. NCBI's taxonomy places the organism in Eukaryota, Metazoa, Chordata, Mammalia, Rodentia, Heteromyidae. Bases 1 to 969 code for a protein of 322 amino acids.